GCUGCAACGGAUGGACGCUUACCGUGGGGAGCCACAUCAACGAGGGACUGCUUUACUCUACAGUUAGCUUUCAAUGGGAAAUAGCGACAUUUUUUCAACCUGAGGACAUUUCAUCUGGGCGAAGAAGCAAUUUUUCUUUCUUUUUUGUUUUAAAGAAGUCGAUUCGCUUCCCUUUUCUUCCCCUCAACACACACACAAACAGAUCGAUUGCCCGUCGUAUGAAAAAGGGCGUGUGUUCGGGGUGAGGGGUAGUUUGUUGAAGAUUUCAUGAGGGUAUUUAUGGUGUGCUAGAUAUUCUUUUUACACACCACCUGGGUCUGAAGGACGUAGUGGAGAAUGGGGUGCACGUUGAGUACCGAGGACAAGGCGGCGGUGGAGCGCAGUAAAAUGAUCGACAGGAAUCUGCGGGACGACGGGGAGAAGGCGGCCAGGGAGGUCAAGCUGCUGCUGCUCGGUGCUGGGGAAUCAGGGAAAAGCACAAUUGUCAAGCAGAUGAAAAUCAUCCAUGAAGCGGGUUACUCAGAAGAGGAGUGUAAGCAGUACAAGGCUGUGGUCUACAGCAACACCAUCCAGUCCAUCAUCGCCAUCAUCAGAGCCAUGGGACGUCUCAAGAUCGACUUCGGUGAAGCCGCAAGAGCCGACGACGCCCGGCAGCUUUUCGUCCUGGCCGGCUCGGCGGAGGAAGGCUUCAUGACGGCCGAGCUCGCCGGCGUCAUCAAGCGACUCUGGGUGGAUCGGGGAGUCCAGGCCUGCUUCAGCCGCUCGCGCGAAUAUCAGCUCAACGACUCGGCGGCAUACUACUUGAACGAUCUGGACAGGAUAUCCCAGCCCACUUACAUCCCGACCCAGCAGGACGUCCUGAGGACCCGAGUCAAAACCACGGGCAUCGUAGAGACGCACUUCACCUUCAAAGACCUUCACUUCAAAAUGUUUGACGUCGGCGGUCAGCGAUCUGAGAGGAAGAAGUGGAUCCACUGCUUCGAGGGCGUGACGGCCAUCAUCUUCUGCGUGGCACUGAGCGACUACGACUUGGUGCUGGCCGAGGACGAAGAGAUGAACCGAAUGCACGAGAGUAUGAAGUUGUUUGACAGCAUCUGCAACAACAAGUGGUUCACAGACACUUCCAUCAUCCUCUUCCUCAACAAGAAGGAUCUGUUUGAGGAGAAAAUCAAGAAGAGUCCCCUCACUAUCUGCUACCCUGAAUAUGCAGGCUCCAACACGUACGAGGAAGCGGCUGCCUACAUCCAGUGUCAGUUCGAGGACCUGAACAAGAGGAAGGACACCAAGGAGAUUUACACCCACUUCACCUGCGCCACAGACACCAAGAACGUGCAGUUCGUCUUCGACGCCGUCACCGACGUCAUCAUCAAGAACAACCUGAAAGACUGCGGUCUUUUCUGAGCGACGAGAACGACCUGCUUUUGAAGCGUUGGUGCCAGGGUCGAGCUCUGCCUCUCCUCCCAUCAUUCUUUCAUGUCUCGUCUCUCCUCAGGCGGUGGAGCCAGCUCAUUGUGCAUCUUUUGUAGAGGAUGAGAAGAGGAUCAGUGAUGGACCAGUGCUGUACUAUAUGCCACUUUUAACAGCUUUAUUUAUGUUUCUGUCUCGGAACAUUCUCAACUAGCGUUAUUACAUUUGUGUAGGCUGUUUGUAUCAACGUAAAAGCGUCACUUGUUUGUUUGGUUUUUUUUUUCUUUCUUUUUUAAUCUUUGUUUUUAAUUUCCAAGGAGUAGAGAUUACAGCGUUCUUUGCCGCCAUUUCUGGAAACGGAAACCUUGCCAUUGGUUGGAAAAUCUCCUCUUUUUUUUUUUCCUUUCUUUUCCCAAAACAAGAAUGGAGGAAAGCGGAACAAUUCCGAGUCCAGUUCGUUGGUACCUGUGCCUUCGCAUGCCUUUUACUGCGGUCAUAGUCUCGAUGCUUGUUCUGUUGCCUGCUGAAGUUGUUCUAUACAUAAAGACGUAAACUGUUUUCAUACUUUAGUGUCUCUACUAUCUUCUUUGUGCACAUCACUGAGCUGUCAGGAGGGGGAAAAUAUCUGUAGGUUCAAGGCAAUCAACAUGUAGCCUCUUCAGUCCGUUUAGCCCCGCCCCCUUUGCAUUCCACCUGUCAUGUCAUUCAAAGGCCUUUCUGGCCAAUCAGAGCUCAACACUGAGAUGUAUAUUGUUACAUUUAGCCCACGAAUCUGGGGCUCUGGUUUUUAAACUGUACAAAAAAAACUAUCAAAUGUUCCCAAUUAUUCAGAAAGCGGUUAGUCAAGGCACUGAGCGUUUAAUACACUCAAGUAUUUUAAGUACAGAGACCAGGUUUGUUGCAUUUUAUUGUAUAUUUUAACAUAUUUGGAGAAGAGUUUAGAUGGUUGUAAAGUUGAGGGUGAAGCGAUGUAAGCCAUUUUGGAUUUUUGAGUAUGUGAGGAAAGCAUUCCCUGUAUUUUAAGAGAAGUGUGACAGUCAGGUUGUUUCUCUGCGGUCCAGAGGAGAGACCACACACACGCGCACACACACACACACACACACACACACACACACAAACAAGCCCCGGUCUUUUCAUGUAAAGAAACUGCCACAACUGUCAGUGUAUGUGUAUGUUCUUCAUGUAAAGAGAAUCUUUGUAGACUCAUCUCCCUUAUUUUGUUAAUAAAAACCAUUUACAAACCAUGAA
This is a messenger RNA of Poeciliopsis prolifica (blackstripe livebearer), 2655 nucleotides long. It is a transcript of the gene gnai1, whose product is annotated as guanine nucleotide binding protein (G protein), alpha inhibiting activity polypeptide 1. The transcript is spliced from 9 exons. Gene Ontology annotation, molecular function: G protein-coupled serotonin receptor binding; GTP binding; GTPase activity. Gene Ontology annotation, biological process: adenylate cyclase-modulating G protein-coupled receptor signaling pathway. The coding region runs from base 337 to 1401 and encodes 354 amino acids. Lineage: Eukaryota; Metazoa; Chordata; Actinopteri; Cyprinodontiformes; Poeciliidae. Gene Ontology annotation, cellular component: heterotrimeric G-protein complex. The record is from RefSeq and is a predicted model, not a curated record.